GUGUAGCUGUAAAACCUGCUCUUAUUCAGAAGACAGGAGGGAAACACGGCACUCUAUCCGUGCUUCUGUUUAUCCGGUUCAUCCCCUCUGACUCGGAAUGAACCAGCGUUGAUGUCCGUCGCCGGGCCCGUUUAGCCGCCGUCACCCCCCGUGCCUUCGUGAUCCUGGCGGGCCCGAACCACCCGCCAUGGCCUCAGCGUUCCCCCGCUGCACAUCUGUCAGACUCCCCAUGUCUGUCGCCGUCAUCCUCCUGCUGAUGUCAGUGACCGCUGUGCAGUCCUCCCAAGGGGACAAGGAACCGGUGUACCGGGACUGCGUAAAGCUGUGUGUCCAGACGAACUGCACCGGAGCCCGGCUGCUGGGUUUCGAGUCCAGCCAGCCGCACUACAUGGCGCUGACAGGUUGGACGUGUCGGGACGACUGUAAAUACCAGUGCAUGUGGACCACUGUUGGCCUUUACCAGGCUGAGGGAUACAGGGUCCCUCAGUUCCACGGAAAGUGGCCGUUUGUGCGCAUCUUGUGCUUCGAGGAACCUGCAUCUGCGCUGGCAUCUCUGCUGAACGGCUUGGUCUGCCUGCUGAUGAUGCUGCGCUACCGGAGCACGGUGCCACGCCAGAGCCCCAUGUACCACACCAUCAACGCCUUCUCUCUGGUGUCACUGAAUGCUUGGUUCUGGUCUACAGUGUUUCACACCCGGGACACAUUUCUCACUGAGAAAAUGGACUAUUUCUGUGCAACAGCAGUGAUUCUUUACUCCAUCUACCUGUGCUGCGUCAGGACUUUGGGUCUGAGGCGGCCAGCCGUGUCCAGCAUUGUGGGCGUUCUGCUCAUCCUGGCCUUCACCUCCCACGUCUCCUACCUGACGUUUGUCAGAUUUGACUACGGAUACAACAUGGCCGCCAACGUGUCCAUCGGCAUGGUGAACAUGCUGUGGUGGUUCUGUUGGUGCUGGCAGAACCGGCGGACUCUCCCCUACUGGUGGAAGUGUGGCCUGGUGGUUCUGCUGCUUCACGGCCUGGCCCUGCUGGAGCUGCUGGACUUCCCGCCACUGCUCUGGAUCCUAGACGCCCACGCUGUGUGGCACCUCAGCACCAUCCCAGUGUACUUCCUUUUCUACAGUUUCCUGAUAGAUGACAGCCUCUAUUUACUGAACACAGAGAAGCUGGGGGUUAAAGUUGAGUAGGAGGAGCGGAGCGCCUCUUCAUCGCUCACAGAAGCCGCUCCGCCUCCCAGAUGACGCUCACCACACCUCUGACUCGCAUCAAAGUACACUUUGUUUACAUUUUCUUUAUUUGACAUCCAUAUUUGUUUUACUCUACCUUUCACUGCCAUGGGUAUUACAGUCUUAUCACAACUGCACAUUUUGAGACGCGUUCAAGGGGGGAAAUACUUGAAAAGAGAA
This is a messenger RNA of Poecilia latipinna (sailfin molly), 1402 nucleotides long. It is a transcript of the gene pgap3, whose product is annotated as post-GPI attachment to proteins phospholipase 3. Lineage: Eukaryota; Metazoa; Chordata; Actinopteri; Cyprinodontiformes; Poeciliidae. Gene Ontology annotation, molecular function: hydrolase activity, acting on ester bonds. The coding region runs from base 188 to 1183 and encodes 331 amino acids. Gene Ontology annotation, cellular component: endoplasmic reticulum membrane. Gene Ontology annotation, biological process: GPI anchor biosynthetic process. The record is from RefSeq and is a predicted model, not a curated record. The transcript has 8 exons.